Cydia amplana is the source of this 1023-nucleotide messenger RNA. RefSeq names its product procathepsin L-like. The transcript has 5 exons. Gene Ontology annotation, molecular function: cysteine-type endopeptidase activity. Lineage: Eukaryota; Metazoa; Arthropoda; Insecta; Lepidoptera; Tortricidae. The record is from RefSeq and is a predicted model, not a curated record. Bases 22 to 1014 code for a protein of 330 amino acids. Gene Ontology annotation, cellular component: lysosome.
GGUUUCUCUACUAAAAAUAAAAUGUCUCCUUUACUUCUCUUGCUAGUGGUUGGCAUUUGCGCUGAGCAACUCUUCGAAAAACCAUAUUACGACUUAAGCGAUGCCCACAAACAUUUCAAAAACUUCGUUCAGAAACAUGGUAAAACAUACGAUCCGGAAGAAUACUCGAAAAGACUGGCGAUUUUCACUAAGAAUUUAGCAGAUAUCAAUGAACGCAAUGCCAUGUUUCCGCAAACCGUUUUUGACGUUACUCUGUUUGCUGAUCGGACACCAGAAGAAAUAAAAGCUGGUUAUGGUAUGAAAAUGCUUGGUGAAGAUAUAGAUAAAGUAGCGAUUGAGCUGCAUCUUAGUCCCGAGGAGAUCACGGCCCCAGAGCAGUGGGACUGGAGGGAUCAUGGGGCGGUCACUCACGUAAAAAAUCAAGGCGAGUGCGGUAGUUGCUGGAUCUUUAGCGCUACUGGAGUUAUUGAAGGCCAGUACGCCAUCAAACAUAAUAAGACCCUGGCCUUUUCUGAACAGCAGAGCUUGGACUGUAUAGUUCAGAAAGGAUGGCCAUCUAAUUGUGCAGGAGGAUUUCCUCACAUAGUCAUGGAUUACCACAAGAAAUUUGGCGUAGUACUAGAAAAAGAUUACCCGUAUACAGGACACGAAUCGACGUGCCAUGAAGACCCCGCAAAGGUCGUUAUCAAGGUCACGGGAUAUAGCAUCUACCAAAUUGCAGAUGAGGAUACAUUAAAACAGCUUGUAUAUGAAACGGGGCCUUUGUCAGUAGCUAUAGAUGAUAGCGACUUAGCUUUCCAUAAAAAAGGCAUAUUGUACCCCCAAAAGUGCAAGGAUGAUGUUACGCACGCUAUCUUGCUUGUUGGAUAUGGUAUAGAAAACGGCACUAAGUAUUGGAUUCUCAAGAACUCUUUCGGCAUUGAGAAUGGGGACCAGGGCUACUUCAAGCUGGUGCGGGGGAUCAAUGCUUGUUCUAUUGGAAAAACACAUGCAGAAACCUGUACUGUUGCUUAAUUAAUAAAA